This is a messenger RNA of Glycine soja, 700 nucleotides long. Its product is annotated as sm-like protein LSM8. NCBI's taxonomy places the organism in Eukaryota, Viridiplantae, Streptophyta, Magnoliopsida, Fabales, Fabaceae. The record is from RefSeq and is a predicted model, not a curated record. Gene Ontology annotation, cellular component: precatalytic spliceosome; U4/U6 x U5 tri-snRNP complex; U6 snRNP. Bases 159 to 455 code for a protein of 98 amino acids. Gene Ontology annotation, biological process: mRNA splicing, via spliceosome. Gene Ontology annotation, molecular function: RNA binding. The transcript is spliced from 6 exons.
GAAAUGAGUCUGCGACUGAGAAGUGCGACGCUGCUGCAAAGUGCAAGCGGAUUUGGUCUUCUUCUUUACUCCCAAUCAUUUCUCUGUAAUCUCCUAUCUCAUUGUCGUAUCGAAUUUCAAGUGCAAGGAUAAGUGUGUUAUCUAUCUAAAAACACAAGAUGUCAGCUGGGCCUGGACUUGAAUCUCUAGUAGAUCAGACAAUUUCAGUCAUUACAAAUGAUGGACGAAAUAUAGUGGGAGUCCUGAAAGGUUUUGACCAGGCAACAAAUAUUAUUCUUGAUGAGUCCCAUGAACGGGUUUAUUCUACAAAGGAAGGUGUGCAACAACUUGUUCUUGGUUUGUACAUCAUCAGGGGUGACAAUAUAAGUGUUGUUGGUGAACUGGAUGAAGAACUAGAUUCUAGUCUGGAUUUGUCAAAACUCAGAGCUCAUCCUUUGAAACCUGUUAUCCAUUGAAGUGAAAUACUAUGUGCCGGAUUUAAUGAAUGUAUGCCUACUUGGUGGAAACAGUCUUAGAUUUGCGGCAUUGUAUACUAGAGUACGUUGUGAAACUCUAUAAGAAUAUGCAGACAGCAUAAUAUUUCUAAUAUUCUGAUUCUGUUAGCAUGUAAGUCUUGUCAAACAAACAAAUUCUGAGACUAUUUGAUGUGAAAAAACUAUCUUCUAUUUGGCCAUUGUUUUACAUAUAGAUAUUUCUUUCA